Molecule: messenger RNA, 2241 nt
Organism: Danaus plexippus (monarch butterfly)
Lineage: Eukaryota; Metazoa; Arthropoda; Insecta; Lepidoptera; Nymphalidae
Exons: 11
Coding region: 95-2173 (692 amino acids)
Molecular function (GO): pseudouridylate synthase activity; kinase activity
Source: RefSeq, a predicted model, not a curated record
AAAUAGCUUUAUAAAUCCAGUUUACUCUGACCGCGGGCAUCGGUCACGGGCGUCAAGUGAACCUAAAUAAAAACGUAUACUAACGAGUAUCAAGAUGGCGUAUUUGUCAAGAGCGUGGAGUACACCGCUGUCCCGAUUUACAAACAGACAUUUUGCCAGCCUCGUGUACUCGGAGGAAGUAUGUCAAGCGAAAACUGAUAAAAAACCGAUAGUGGCGCUUGAAUCAACAAUUAUAACACACGGCAUGCCGUAUCCGAAGAACUUGGAAACUGCUUUUCAGGUGGAAGAAGUAAUACGAGAAAAAGGUGCAAUCCCAGCAACCAUCGCAAUCCUUAAAGGCCAACUAACUGUUGGCCUUUCAAAGACCCAAUUGGAGUAUCUUGCUAAGGCCAAAGGAGUGAUCAAAGCAUCAAGGCGGGAUAUGGCACCCGUCAUGGCGAAAAAGAUGGAUGGUGCAACUACCGUCGCUGGCACUAUCAUCGCUUCUGAAUUAGCUUGCAUACCAGUCUUCGUUACCGGAGGAAUUGGCGGGGUUCAUCGCGAAGGUCAUAAUACGAUGGAUGUGUCGGCCGACCUCACUGAGCUCGGUCGCAGUCGAACCUUGGUCGUGUGCAGUGGAGUCAAAUCCAUCCUUGACAUCGGACGCACCCUUGAGUAUCUGGAAACUCAAGGCGUAACUGUUUAUUCAUUCGGUGAUAGUCAAGACUUCCCUGCAUUCUAUACGACCAGGUCAGGUUUCAAAGCCCCGUACCAAGCGAGCGACGCCACACAGGCAGCAAAGAUUUUAUAUUCGUCACACAAAUUACAACUAUCCUCUGGUAUUGUUGUCGCUGUUCCCGUACCCGUCGAGCAUGCUAUGGACGCGAACAAGAUCGAGGCAGCUAUUAAAAGUGCGUUAGUUGACGCUAACAAACUCGGAAUCCAGGGUAAAGAAGUGACCCCAUUCCUCUUAGCUGCAGUGUCUAAGGCGACGGGCGGGGAGUCACUUGCUGCCAAUAUUGCUCUCAUAAAAAAUAACGCAAGAAUCGGUGCCGAUAUAGCGGUUCAAUUUCAGAAGCUUAGGAAUGCUGGCGAUUUUGAUAAAGAUUUCAAUAUCGGAAACACAAAGACCAGGAAAUGUAAGACGGAUACCAAAAGACAAUACCAUACGUGCGCUGAGACGGGUGGAAACUCAGACGUGGACAAUGGAGACGUGCUGGUCGUGGGGGGGUCGAAUGUGGACAGGACCUUUAGAAUCAUUGAAGGAAACGUGCGGCAAGACGGAAGCACACACCCAUGUAAGAGUGAACAUUGCGGUGGUGGCGUUGGGAGGAAUAUCGCGGAGGCUUUAUGGAGAAUGCGAAAUGGUCGCGUGCGUCUGCUCACGACUAUUGGAAAUGAUGAAGACGGGAAUUAUUUGCAGAAUAUAGCACCAGGAUUGAUACUUGAUGGUUGCGUGAUAAAUAAUGCGCGGACAGCUAAAUAUGCCGCGGUUUUUGACGGUAAAGGUGAAUGUAUUUUGGGACUGGGAGAUAUGGACAUACAUGACUGCAUAAGUAUUGAUCUCGUCAAAAAACAUCUAGACAAGUUGAAAACGGCGCCAUUAAUUGUACUAGACGGCAACAUACCAUUAUCAACUAUGGAAUACAUACUCAAAAUAUGUAACGAAUACAAAAAACCAGUUUUCUUUGAGCCCACGGACAGACGAAAGGCAAUCAAACCCUUAAAAGGAAGUUUUCAGAUAUCGUUUGCUUCACCUAACAUAUUAGAACUAAGAGCGAUGGCUAAUUUUAUUAAUCCCCAUAGUAAGUUGGACUACCAAUCUGAAGUAGAAGAAAUAUGUUCUUUAGGGGCCAUUGUUUCGAACGUGGUUAACCAUUUGAUAAUCACAAGAGGAUCUAAGGGUGUUAUCACCAUGAAGCGUCUGAAAGAUGCUCCUACUCAGUUACAGGUUCGAAGUUAUUCCGGGGAAAUUAUAAAUACUAUUGAAAAUGUUUCUGGAGCAGGAGAUUGUUUUGCGAGCGGAUAUCUACACGGGGUUUUUUUGGGGUUGGAAGAGGAUUCACUUAUUUCUUUUGGAUUUCAAGCAGCUAGAGAUGCCUUACUUAGUAAAGAAACUGUACCUCGUAAGUUUGACAUAUCAAAGGAUUUUGAAGGCAUUAAAUGUACAGAAACUUGGAUACACAGUUUUUAGAUUAAGCUAUGUAUUAUGACGACAGAACGCUAUCUUUUUGCUUUUAAAAUAAAAAAAAUAAAAAGUGA